Molecule: messenger RNA, 1257 nt
Organism: Schizosaccharomyces cryophilus OY26
Lineage: Eukaryota; Fungi; Ascomycota; Schizosaccharomycetes; Schizosaccharomycetales; Schizosaccharomycetaceae
Exons: 1
Coding region: 1-1257 (418 amino acids)
Source: RefSeq, a predicted model, not a curated record
AUGGAGAAGCCUUUACCAAAACCCCCCUCUAGUUCACCCAAGUUUGCUAGCAUUCGUGAUGGUGAAGAUGUUAUUCUUGACGACCUUAUAUUUGGAUUGAAGCGUUAUGAAGCAGCAUUUUAUAUCAAGUCUGGAGUAGAAAGCGUCCUGCAUAGCUUUACGAAAGCUGAAGAGCUAGAGAUGAUUAAGCUGAGCUUCUUGAUCGCAGACAGCCCAUACCGACCGAUAUCUUUAGAAAGUGUGCCUUCCAAGAUACUAUUUGGUUCCUUCCUAUUUUAUGUAAAAGAUAAAAUAUAUGAAAAGGCUGGUCACAUAUUGGACCGGCCAUUUUGUUUCGCUCUUCGAAAGCUUGUCUCUGAUAACUCUAAUCUCAACCAUGAAUUUUUCCUUCAACAGGUUAAAAGCAAUUUUCUUUCUCUUCCCAAGAUUAAAAUAAAGAUGCUUUCUGUCUUUUUUUCUAUCGUACAAAUUGUUUUGUCCAAACUUCGUGGAGGAUCUCACGAACGUGUCCAAUUUUUUGCCUCUAUCGCUGCAGUGAUCCUACCAAAAGAGCAGAUCAAUGAUAUGUAUCAGUUGGUUGAGUAUAUAUCAUUAAAUGCUCAGAAAAUAUUCCAAAUUCGACCUCCUUCUCCUCGAGUGCUUCACCCCCUUCCCCAACCAAAUAGUAAUGAACAACCGACUUCCCCGAAAGAUGAAAACUUUGAGACGAUAGGUGUUAAUUCUAACCAAAAUCAGGAAAGUGCUUCUACUGUGCCUACCGAUCAUAUAAAUCCAGUUUCACAAAUAAAUAAGCAAGCAGGAUCUGAAUUUUCUUGGAGCACUGAAAACUCAAACCCACAUAGGAAUGGAAAUGUGAAUACAAAAAGAUCUAUUAAUAAGAAAGAACACAUACUCCCCGUAGUGUCUUCCUCAGACAUGGGUCCGUUUGACUAUGACCAACAAGCCAAGGAUUUUAAUAAUGAAAUAGUGGGAAAAAAUGAUCCGUCAGCUUUUACGGUGCCAAUUAAUAUUUAUGAAAAACUAUACGAGAAAUUUGUUGGAGCUUCAAGUCAACUAAAAAAAGUUUCAAAUAGCUAUCAGGAAGUACGUGAGGAAAUCGAAACACUGUAUGAAACUUUCGCUGAUGAAGUAAACUCUUUCGAAAACUCAAAGAAACUACAAGAAGAGAAGAUUUUACAAGAAAAAGUUAACGUUGAACGAAAAAUUAAGGCAUAUCGGAACGAACAUUUAGCAGCUACCGAACACGUACUUACAUGA